AUGGGUCGUGCUAAAAUAAAGAUGAAAUUCAUUAAAAAUAAAAAAGCUCGGAAAAUAGCAUUCAUUCAAAGACAGAAAGGAUUAAUAAAAAAAGUUUCUGAGUUUUCUAGAAAGUUUGAAGUUGAACCUUGUUUAGUUGUGUACGAUGGCGACGAUGGUAGACCGACAAUUUGGCCACAAGACUCAACAAUUGUACACACGAUGCUUAAAAAGUACGAGCAACAAAAGAUUGAAACGACUCUAAAGAAGUUUGAUAUGAGUGACUAUUUUGCGAAUAGGAAAAUUAUGGUUGAAGCUGAAAUUUUCAAAUUGCGCAAAAAGAUUAUGAUGAACAAGUAUCCAACAUGGAGUCCAUGUUUCCAUACUAUGGACGUAGAACAACUUAAAGGCUUUGUUGGUAUUGUAGAUGCUAAGAUUCAAGCUUGUAAUCACAAAAUCAACAUGCUGAAAAAUAUGCAAAGUGAGAAAAAUAAUUUGAUGCAAAACAAAACUCAAGAGAAUGUGGCAUCGUCACUCUCAAGUCAACUUGAUCUCACAAAUAACAUUCCUCAAAUACAACAUAUCUCUGAUGAUCCUAUGGUGCUAGUUAAUGAUAAUAUUAUUAACGAGGCGAUUAAUUUUACUAAUUGUGUUAGCUUGCCUCUUGUUUCAUCAACAAAUCAAAUUAAUGGAUCUCCAAAGGUAGAUGAUAUGAUGGUUGAAUCUCAUCAAGAAUGGGCUAAUAAACUUGAUGAAUUUCUACAACUAGAUGGUCCAGUGGCUGAACCUGAGAAUCGGACUUCUGACCUUGCCAAUUUUGAAGAAUGGGCUAAUCAACUAAAUGGUGAUAUUGUGAAUUGGAAUAAUCAGCCUGAUUUGUAUGCAUGGCAAGAUAUUUCGUUUAUGCCAUAG
Lathyrus oleraceus (garden pea) is the source of this 891-nucleotide messenger RNA. Its product is annotated as agamous-like MADS-box protein AGL80. The record is from RefSeq and is a predicted model, not a curated record. Bases 1 to 891 code for a protein of 296 amino acids. Lineage: Eukaryota; Viridiplantae; Streptophyta; Magnoliopsida; Fabales; Fabaceae. The transcript has a single exon. Gene Ontology annotation, biological process: regulation of transcription by RNA polymerase II. Gene Ontology annotation, molecular function: RNA polymerase II cis-regulatory region sequence-specific DNA binding; protein dimerization activity; DNA-binding transcription factor activity, RNA polymerase II-specific.